UAUUUGGCUCAGUUGGCUCCUAUUGUUGACCUCCUCCUUGCCUCCCACCCCAUCAGUCCCAAUGGGCAUCUACCACCGCUGCCAGGGUUGUUGUAGGGAUAACAUGGGGAGAGGCAGAAUCACAUCUGUUAUCUCCAACUUCCUGGAGAAAAGAUAUAAACAUCGUAAUAAUAAUAAAGGGGGGGGAACAGGCAAGGGGCUAAAAAGUCGCUAAUCUUAGACACGUCCCUCCCCCCCCCGCACGGCCAACCCAGCUCUGGCCCGGGGCUGCUAUAGCCCUCCGUUUCCACGUAGAGCCCUUCCUCGGACGGGUGUUUCUUUUCUCGCCCUCGCUGCUCUCACAACGUCAGUGGGAAUUUCCAGCUAGGAAGUGAGAGGGAGGCGAAGGUGCGGGCGGAGGGAGAAAGGCGGGAGUCACCGAAGAGGCUGGUGCACGGUCUCGUCAGUGUGUGUGCGUGUGUGGGCGCACGCGGGCAGCCGGGUGCGCGCGCGCGCUGUUGGAGGCCAAACGAGUCCGCGCAAAAUAAAACAAAAAACAAAAGCCUUGACAGUGACAGCCGGCGCGCGCGCGAGGCUUCCUUUUUGCGUUGUUUUCCUUUUUUUCUUCUUCAGCAGACUCGGAGCCAAGCCAGAACCCCACGGGCAGUUAGUUAGUUAGUUCCGCCUCCGCCUCCUACUGUUGCUGCCGCCGUCGACGACUAGCCUCUUUCAACCCGUUGCGUUGUGACAUGGCGUUCUUAUAACCGGGACUCCUCCUCCUGCUCGUGUUGAGUCUUUUUACUAUCGGUCCCUCAUAUCGACCUGGGUUUCCCUUCCUCGGCGAGGCGUGCUCCACAGCGAGGGCCAUAAGGAAUUCCGCUCCCUAGAUUGAGCUCUCAGAAUGGCAGAUGACAAUGCAUAUCUCUUGGGAGUGGGAGACCCACAAGUGUUUGCAAUGGACCACAUCAUGGGAAUAAAUCAGCUGUUCAAUAACACAAACAUGAUUACAUCUGAACUACAUCUUCACACAGGUGAUGGGCCAUACCUUCAAAUUGUUGAACAACCUAAGCAGAGGGGGUUUCGCUUCCGAUAUGUUUGUGAAGGACCAUCGCAUGGUGGACUUCCUGGAGCUUCUAGUGAAAAGAACAAAAAAUCAUAUCCACAAGUUAAAAUUUGCAAUUACACCGGGAAUGCAAAAGUCAUUGUGCAGUUAGUCACAAAUGGAAAGCAUGCCCACCUGCAUGCUCACAGCUUGGUGGGGAAGCACUGUGAGAAUGGAGUAUGCACAGUUAACGCAGGACCAAAAGACAUGGUGGUAGGAUUUCCAAACCUGGGGAUACUCCAUGUUACAAAAAAAAGAGUCUUAGAUACACUGGAAGCACGCAUGAUUGAUGCAUGUAAAAGAGGCUAUAAUCCAGGACUCCUAGUACACCCUGAACUCAACUAUAUACAAGUGGAAGGUGGAGGGGAGAGGCAACUAACAGAGCGAGAAAAAGAAAUCAUUCAUCAGGCAGCGCUUCAACAGACUAAAGAAAUGGACCUCAGUGUUGUGCGGCUUAUGUUCACAGCAUUCCUUCCUGACAGCAAUGGCAGCUUUACAAGAAGACUCCAACCUGUUCUGUCUGAUCCUAUAUAUGAUAGCAAAGCCCCCAAUGCAUCUAACUUAAAAAUUGUACGAAUGGAUCGGACAGCUGGAUGUGUGACAGGAGGAGAAGAGAUUUACCUUCUUUGUGACAAGGUUCAGAAAGAUGAUAUUCAGAUCCGUUUUUAUGAAGAAGAUGAAAACGGUGGUGUCUGGGAAGGAUUUGGAGACUUUUCACCUACUGACGUGCACAGACAGUUUGCUAUAGUAUUCAAAACACCAAAGUACCGAGACGUCAAUAUCACGAAACCUGCAUCUGUUUUUGUCCAGCUACGGCGAAAAUCGGAUCUAGAGACAAGUGAACCAAAGCCUUUUCUAUACUAUCCUGAAAUCAAAGAUAAAGAAGAAGUGCAAAGAAAACGACAGAAGCUCAUGCCUAACUUCUCCGAUAGUUUUGGCGGAAGUGGUGCAGGUGCUGGAGGAGGAGGAAUGUACGGAGGAGGAGGAGGAGGUGUUGGAGGUGGUGGGGCUGCUGGAUCAGGGUAUGGGUACCCACCAUAUGGGUUUUCUGGUUAUGGAGCGAUGCACUUCCAUUCCAGUGCAAACAAGGCUGGUGCAGGAAUGAAGCAUGGAUUUUCAAAUGACAUGCCAAAUAGGGAUGGUGAAAGCUGCUGCAACAAAAAACAUAGUGUGAAAUUCAAGGAGAAAGUGGAGCUUGAAGAGAAAAACAAAACCAGAAUUGGCACAGCUCCUGAGGUGGAAGAAGCAGCUUUACCAUGUACUGAUGCUGACAUCAGUUUACAAGAUGAUUUAUUUUUGGAGAAGGCUAUGGAGCUUGCUAAGCGUCAUGCAAAUGCCCUUUUUAACUAUGCAGUAACUGGAGAUGUGAAGAUGCUACUGGCUGUUCAGCGUCACCUUACAACUGUCCAGGAUGAAAAUGGCGACAACGUCCUUCACUUAGCAAUUAUUCAUCUUCGUAAGGAACUGGUGAGGAACUUCUUAGAAGUGGUAGCAGAUUUGAAUGCUGAUGAUAUUCUCAACGUGAGAAAUGACCUUUACCAGACUCCUUUACAUUUGGCUGUUAUCACAAAGCAGGCAGGAGUGGUGAAGGACUUGCUCAGAGCUGGGGCAGAUGUGAGCCUUUUGGAUCGCCAUGGCAAUUCAGUCUUGCAUCUGGCAGCCAAACAAGGAGAUGAGAAGGUGUUAAGUAUGCUGCUUAAUCACAAAGAGGCAUUUCUGAUGAGAGACCUUCCUAAUGGGGAAGGUCUGACUGUCAUUCACCUAGCCGUGAUAGCAAAUAGCAUGUCCUGUCUCAGACUGCUCAUUGCUGCUGGUGCUGAUGUCAAUGCCCAGGAACAGAAAUCUGGGAGAACUGCCUUACACCUGGCUGUUGAACAAGGAAAUAUAUCCUUGGCAGGUUGCCUUCUGCUUGAGGGUGAUGCAUUUGUUGACAGCACUACAUAUGAUGGAACCACUCCACUUCACAUAGCAGCUGGAAGGGGCUCUACAAAAUUGACAUCUCUUCUCAAAGCAGCAGGUGCAGAUCCCCACAUUGAGAACUUUGAACCAUUGUUUGAACUAGAAAAUGUGAAAGACAAAGAUAGUGAUGAUGAAGGGAUUGUACCUGGAACAACACCUUUGGACAUGGCAACCAGCUGGGAGGUGUAUGACAUCUUGAAUGGUAAACCUUCCCAGUCAAAGGUAGCUUCCGAAGAUCUAUUGAUACGAGGAAACAUGAAAGAGCUGAAUGAGGAUGUUAAAUUACAGCUUUACAAGUUACUUGAAGUGCCUGAUCUGAACAAAAACUGGUCCAUGUUGGCACAAAAGCUUGGCCUAGGGAUACUAAACAAUGCCUUCCGGUUGAGUCCCUCUCCAUCAAAAACCCUACUGGAUAAUUAUGAGGUUUCUGGUGGUACAGUAAGUGAGCUGGUUGAUGCCUUGAUUGAAAUGGAUUAUCCAGAGGCCGCUGAAAUAAUUAAAAAAGCACUAUCCAUCUCAUCAAGCCAGUCCAGCAUGGAGAAGGAAAGAGAUGUCAAGCCUCCAUUAUGUGAAUCACCUUCCUCUCCCAUGAAAGCACAAACAGGUGAUGUCAAAUUCCAAGAUGCUGAAAGUAUUUGUGACAGUGGUGUAGAGAUUUCCCUCCGCAAACUCAGCUUUACAUAUUCGGAGUCUUUCACCAGCAAGUCACCAGUAACAUUUAAGAAACUGGCUACAGGCUAUGGACAGGACAACUCGCUACAAGGCAAAAUUGAAGCCACUUAGAGGUGUGGAAUAGUUGUAUAAAGCAUUCUGCAGUGAAAGGGAGUUGCUAAUUAUCCAAAUGCACUAGAAGAAAAAGCUCUUUGAAAUGUACAUAGACAGGACCCUUCAACACACAGGUAUCAGAUCCCGGUAAAGUGGGAAGCUCAGGACAGGAACAUGAGGACUGAGUGAAUUUUCUUUUUUCCUAACAUCUUCACCUAUAAAAGGAAUCGACUACUCUUUGAUGUUUAAUAAAAGUUACAUAAGAGACAUUGACUGUGGUCCAAAACUGUGAAGCACAAAACUCAGCCAUAAACGGUGAUCAAGAUACUUAUGUCAAAAAUUAUAAUGUAUAUUUCAGUAAGUAUUUAAAGUUUCAUCUGGUGUCUAUAAAAUCAUUCAAGCUUCAAAUGGUGUUUACCCAUGCUGUUUUACCAUCUUUCUAAUGUAAAUAUUUUUGUUUAGAUGAAUUACUCAAGGAAAAAAUGUGCUUUUUA
Messenger RNA from Rhineura floridana, 4299 nucleotides. It is a transcript of the gene NFKB1, whose product is annotated as nuclear factor kappa B subunit 1. The transcript is spliced from 24 exons. Gene Ontology annotation, cellular component: cytoplasm. Gene Ontology annotation, molecular function: RNA polymerase II cis-regulatory region sequence-specific DNA binding; protein binding; DNA-binding transcription factor activity, RNA polymerase II-specific. Gene Ontology annotation, biological process: non-canonical NF-kappaB signal transduction; canonical NF-kappaB signal transduction; inflammatory response. NCBI's taxonomy places the organism in Eukaryota, Metazoa, Chordata, Lepidosauria, Squamata, Rhineuridae. The coding region runs from base 881 to 3823 and encodes 980 amino acids. The record is from RefSeq and is a predicted model, not a curated record.